Mycena citricolor is the source of this 297-nucleotide messenger RNA. Lineage: Eukaryota; Fungi; Basidiomycota; Agaricomycetes; Agaricales; Mycenaceae. The record is from the annotation of a GenBank genome assembly.
GAAUUUGUUCGUCUGGACUACUUUGAUAUUGUACGGUGCACGGUGAUUGACCCCAUGCACAAUUUACUACUUGGUGUUGCCAAGACACAAUGGUAUUCAGUGUGGAUCAAGGGAAAGGUUCUCCGUGCAGACACCAGCAAGCAGGAGCGCGAGCUCCAUUUUAUUCAUCAAAUUUUGGAGACAUUUGAGUGCCCAUCCUGGACUGGUCAUCUACCAUUGCGCGUGGGCGAGCCUGCUGGUGGAUCACUCACUGCAGAUGAGUAUAAAUUUGCAGUCACAGCACCUUGGGCCAUUAUU